AAAUAUCAGAUAUCACACAUUCUUUCUUCAAACUUUUCAUCUUUCCAACGACAACCAAUUCACAAACUUUCAAGUCGAAUUCAAAGUCAUUCUCAAUCAAGUUCGACCAUAUAAACCACACGACAUAACAAUGCUCCCUUCUAUCAUCCUUCUCUCUCUGACCGCUUUGAGCGCAUUCGCUAUCCCAGCUCCUGAUCCUGAACCGGCUCAAGUACCAGGUCAUCAACUUCGUCAAGCUACUAGAGAUUCAGUAAUUUCAGCAUUAAAACGUGAAGCUUUAGGAUUGAAAAGACGUCAAACUACUGCGGCACCUUAUCCUACUUGUCCUAAUGAACAAGGUCAAGAUUCAGCUCAUCCUUUCCCCGCUGCUGUUUAUCUGAACACUUUGGGAACUUAUAAUGAAGAAUUUUCAGUCGUCGGGACUGCCAUGUCUGCGACUUUAGAUGAAUGUUUGGAAACUUGUAGAUCUACCACUGGAUGUGUAUCUAUCAAUUAUAACCCAAACAACAACCCAACUUGUUCUUUACUCAACACGAUGGAAACCAACCUUCAAGCUUAUAUGGGUGUCACAUACGGUGUUGUCGGUACUGAUUGCGCUAGCAAUGCUGUCAAUUCCAACAACCAAGCAUGUUGUAACGUCUAUAGUGAUACUGCCUAAACGAUAACAUCAUACACUUCAAUCUUUAUCUCCACACCCCAUCGACUCACUUUCUUGUACAGUCUUCGUGUGAUUCUUGGGACAUUGAGAUAAUGGACAAUUAUUCUGAUACGUCGGAUGAACUUCAUGUAUGAAUGAUACAUUUUUCACG
Molecule: messenger RNA, 809 nt
Organism: Tremella mesenterica DSM 1558
Lineage: Eukaryota; Fungi; Basidiomycota; Tremellomycetes; Tremellales; Tremellaceae
Exons: 3
Coding region: 131-658 (175 amino acids)
Source: RefSeq, a predicted model, not a curated record